AUGGGACAGGAUGCGUUCAUGGAGCCCCUCAGCAGCACACUUGGGGUCUUCCGAUGCAAAAUAUGCCUCCUGCUCUUAGCAGGCACCUGCUCAGGGCUGACAGUCACCGUGCCAUCGCACACCAUCCACGGCAUCAGGGGCCAGGCCCUCUACCUCCCCGUGAACUACGGCUUCGACACUCUGGCUUCAGGCAUUCAGAUCAUAUGGCUGUUUGAGAGGCCCCACACAAUGCCCAAGUACUUACUGGGCUCAGUGAAUCAGUCUGUGGUUCCUGACCUGGAAUACCAACACAAGUUCACCAUGAUGCCACCCAAUGCAUCCCUGCUCAUCAAUCCACUGCAAUUGACUGAUGAAGGCAGUUACAUCGUGAAGGUCAACGUUCAGGGAAACGGAACUCUCUCAGCUAGUCAGAAGAUACAAGUCACUGUUGAUGAUCCUGUCACAAAACCAGUGGUGCAGACUCAGCCUUCCUCUGGGGCAGUGGAGUAUGUGGAGAACAUGACCCUGACAUGCCUGGUGAAAGGGGGUACCCGGCUUGUUUACCAGUGGCUGAAAGAUGGAAGGCCUGUCCGUACCAGCUCCACCUACUCAUUUUCUCCCCAAAACAAGACCCUUCAUAUUACGCCAGUGACUAAAGGCGACAUUGGAAAUUACAGUUGCCUGGUAAAGAACCCUGUCAGUGAGUUGGAGAGUGACACCAUUAUGCCCACUAUAUAUUAUGGGCCUUAUGGACUUCGAGUCAAUUCUGAUAAAGGGCUAAAAGUAGGGGAAGUGUUUACGAUUGACCUUGGAGAAGCCAUCCUGUUUGAUUGCUCUGCUGAUUCUUAUCCCCCCAAUACCUACUCCUGGAUCCAGAAGGCGGACAAUACCACGCAUGUCAUUAAGCACGGACCUCGUUUGGAGGUUGCAUCUGAGAAAGUAGCCCAGAAGACAACCAAUUUUGUGUGCUGUGCUUACAACAAUAUAACUGGACGACAAGAUGAAACUCACUUCACAGUUAUCGUCACUUCUGUAGGGCUGGAAAAGCUUGCACACAGAGGAAAAUCAUUGUCACCUUUAGCAAGUAUAACUGGAAUAUCACUAUUUUUGAUUAUAUCUAUGAGUAUUCUCUUCCUGUGGAAGAAAUAUCAACCCUACAGAGUCAUAAGACAGAAGCUAGAAGGCAGACCAGAAACAGAAUAUGGGAAGGCUCAAACAUUUUCAGGCCAUGAAGAUGCUCUCGAUGACUUCGGAAUCUAUGAGUUUGUCACUUUUCCAGAUGCUGCUGGUGUUCCCAGGCUGCCAAGUAGCUCUGUUCUGACCUCCGAUGGUGCAUCAGCGCAAGAGCGACGCAGCACCACGAUCUAUGAAGUGAUUCAGUAUGCUCCUGCCCCACAAGACCACGCCCAGUGAGCAUUCCUGAGCAAGGCGGUGUAUUGGAGUGAAAUAACGAAGGAACAUUUUGAGGAAAAAGACUGGAAAUGGACAUUCUUCCAGAAUCGGGAAAGGACUGCAGCUCAAUACCGCCUACUCGUCCCCCUGUUAACUGUGGGCUAGCGUCGUUUCUGAGAAGCUGGACAGCAGGUUGUCCAGGUUAAGCCAUGCAUUAUGUUCAGAAGAAAGUGGUGAAAAAAGACUCCGCGUUGGGCCGUUUUUAUCAUGCUAAAUGGGAGGAAGAAAAGAAUGGGGCUUUCCAAUCAAUCUAUUUGUUCUGACCGAUUCUUUCACUUUCCUCAACCAUGACACUAUCAUAUUUUCGUGCCGAUGUGGAAACUUCUAUUCAUAAACUUUCUACAAGAUUUGUUCUAUUAAACACUUAUUAUGGUUAAGACUGCAA
Echinops telfairi (small Madagascar hedgehog) is the source of this 1816-nucleotide messenger RNA. RefSeq names its product HEPACAM family member 2 (gene HEPACAM2). The transcript is spliced from 10 exons. Bases 1 to 1392 code for a protein of 463 amino acids. Lineage: Eukaryota; Metazoa; Chordata; Mammalia; Afrosoricida; Tenrecidae. The record is from RefSeq and is a predicted model, not a curated record.